This is a messenger RNA of Melanotaenia boesemani (Boeseman's rainbowfish), 3019 nucleotides long. It is a transcript of the gene ist1, whose product is annotated as IST1 factor associated with ESCRT-III. Bases 135 to 1202 code for a protein of 355 amino acids. NCBI's taxonomy places the organism in Eukaryota, Metazoa, Chordata, Actinopteri, Atheriniformes, Melanotaeniidae. Gene Ontology annotation, biological process: protein transport. The record is from RefSeq and is a predicted model, not a curated record. The transcript is spliced from 10 exons.
CCCCUGUGGUAAAAUCCCCAUGUCGUCACUGCAGAUAAUCACGGAAGUGAACCGGGCGACGGAACGGACAGAAACACAAAUAAGUUGGUGCUUAGGCUUGACUAAUAUUUACAGCUCACAGAUAGUUUGCAAUCAUGCUGGGAGGAGGAUUUAAAGCUGAGAGGCUAAGAGUCAAUCUGCGGCUGGUUAUAAACCGACUCAAACUCCUUGAGAAAAAGAAAUCCGAGCUUGCCCAAAAAGCAAGGAAAGAGAUUGCUGAUUACCUGUCAUCGGGUAAAGAUGAACGAGCCCGUAUCCGCGUGGAGCACAUUAUCAGAGAGGACUAUCUGGUAGAAGCCAUGGAAAUCCUGGAGCUUUACUGUGAUCUGCUGUUGGCUCGCUUUGGCCUCAUACAGUCCAUGAAGGAACUAGAUCCAGGCUUGCAAGAGGCAGUUUCUACUCUUAUCUGGGCAGCACCUCGUCUCCAGUCAGAGGUGUCUGAACUAAAAAUUGUAUCUGAACAGCUAUGUGCAAAAUAUAGCAAGGAGUACGGCAAGCUAUGCAGGACAAACCAGAUUGGCACAGUUAACGACAGGCUGAUGCACAAACUGAAUGUGGAGGCCCCUCCCAAGAUUCUGGUAGAGCGCUACCUGAUAGAGAUCGCCAAGAACUAUAAUGUGCCGUAUGAACCUGACGCCAUGGUCCGGCCUGAGGUGUGUACUGGAGAGGAGGCAGACUUGAUUGAUGUGGACACUGACAGGAAGUCUGGAGGAGGGGGAGGAGGUGGUGGAGGUUUCACUGCUCCUGCUGCAGCCAUGCCCAUGCCCAUGCCCAUGCCCAUGCCUAUGCCCAUGCCCAUGCACAUGCCUAUGCCGGCAGCUUUCAACUAUCCACCUCCUAAAGGAGCAGAACCUUUUAACAAUCCAGUCGGAACCUACAACAGCUUCCAGCACCCCAUGGGAGGAGGGCAGCCUCCUCAGCUUCCCACUUCUCCCCCCACAUACGAGACUAUCGAUGACCUUUCUGACAAACCCUUUGUUCCUUCCCAGGUUGUAGGUCCUGGUCCUUCGUCUCCCCCGUUUGACAGCAACGCUCUACCAGAGCUUCCCUCAGUUCCCGACACGCUCCCCACGUCCUCCUUCGGUGGCAACACCACCACCUCCGAUGACAUCGACUUUGAUGAUUUGACACGGCGGUUUGAGGAGCUGAAGAAGAAGACCUAAUUGUUUUAUGCUCGGCCGAAUCUCACUCACACACACAAACACACACACACACACACACACACAGAGAGGCUUGUGUCGUCACAUACACAGUUUAGAAAGAGAAAUGGGAAAUAUUUAAGUCUUUGAAUCAGAUUUCAGUAGUGAAGUCAUUUUACAUAGAUAUUAAACAUAUAUAUAUUCUUACCUCAUAUAAGACCAACUUACUGAGGGUGUGGACACUCACUCUGUUAGCAAGAAUAUAAUUUAAUUUGCAAUGAGUGUCAUAUGGUUUUCUUUCUAAAUGUCAAAUUGUAUACAAUCAAGUUCUCGCUGAGCCUUGUUCACUCCUUUUCAUUUAAAGUCACACUGGCUUUUAACAGUUCCCAUCUGUGUGUGAUAAACUGUAUAAUUAAAUUUAGAUUUUAACCUUAUUUUUCCUCGGGUUUGGGUUUUGACUUAUUUACUGGACAUGCCUUUAUCCUACUUUGCAUGUGCUGAUGUCACUGUCAUCGUUGCCGCUGUGUCACCCAAUCCUAUCUCAGACCAGUCAAACCAGCCUGGCAGGCUGCCCCGCUUUCAGCAGGGAAUGGGCAUUCACACUUCAGUCACCAUGUUCUUCCACACGCUCCGACAUGCAACUCUGUUUUUCAUUAAGGUAUCGGCACAAGCAGAAGCCAUAUUUCCUUUGUGUUUUGCAGUCAUGCAGUUUUCUCACUGUGGAAUGGACAUUUUAAGAAACACUCUUAACUCGCUAAACUUUUAAACAUCAAGGUUUACUCACCUCUGCUUUGUAGAGUUUAGUAAACAGAGUUGAAGUGUUACAAUAGAAAACAUGUACGUGUGAAUCCUCCAGGAAGAGGUUAUGGUGACGCACAUCAAAAUUGUUCAUUUGUUAACAGAUGGUGAGACAGAUGUAAAGAGAGACAAACAAGUGUUUGGAAAUCUGUGAAAUAACACAUUCAUGGCAAUAUAGAUUGAUUUAUUUACACAAGUUAACUGUACAGCAAAAAGAGUGUUGCAGACACUAUGUGGUUGUCCAGUAUUUGACCAAUCUGUUUUAUAUACACACUCCGUAUAAGAAUAAAGAUAAUUUUUUUUUGCUUCUUUGAAUGUCAGUUUUACCAAAACAACAGCACUUUUUAAAAUAAAAUACUUAAUUUACACUUAAUAUCUCUUUUAGACAUAAGUAACCAAACAUCAACUUGUUGUUAUUAGAUGUAACUUUUUGACCCCAGAGGUGAUAGUUUUACAUUGUCCUCUGUGAUCAUGCCCAUGAGUCUUCUACUGUAUGUGCACCACUGCAUUUGCCUUAUCUAUCAUCUCUCAUCUGAGGCCUUGACAGUCUGAUGGGAUUAAGCAUUUGUUCUUCAUCAAGACUGGAGUCAUGUUACCUGUUUCAGUCUUUUCCAUAAAAAAAAAAAAAUUUUUUAAAUAAUUUGUGCAUUGAAUGCAAAGAAAAGUCUGUUCUGUCAGUAAGAGUAGAUGUUUGUUUCCUGAGGAAACAGGGAGCGAGAGGUUUUUGUUUUCUUGCGUUGCUGUAACCUAACCACACCCAGCUCUGCUUGCAUGGCAAAUGGAUGGCAGCCUUGGGUACAAUGAUUCAGCAGUUUCUGGAGGCAUGAGGAGAGGUUUCUACAAUGACUAGAUUUAACUUGUGUUAGAGGAUACAAAGAGAGAAAUAACACUACAGAGUUGUGAUUUGCUUAUUAUCUUUUCUAUGUUGGACUGUUCUGUCACUCUGUAUCUUCAGACACAAAGUUGUGUCUUGUUGAAAAAAAAAAAACGUUUUACACAAUAUAUGAUAAAAUAAUCUAAUAAAAGACUGUUUGGAACUGGAA